UACUUGUUGUCGGUUGUUCUUUUGUGUUUGGUGUUUCCGCUCGAGAUUCUUGGGCAUUUUACAAGUGUUCACUUUAGUGGCGGAACUUGUUUCGCAUCGAACUGUGUAAAAUGCAUUACGCCUUUAUGCGCCUGCAACGCAUACAUAAUUAAUCCGAAACGAAAUUGGCACUACGACUGCGGGACCAAAGAAAAAACAAAAAAAGCACGGGGUGCUAUAAAUCGCCCGAGGAAAGAAGUUUAUUUUAAAAUCCAUUUGCCAGUGAAAUCAAUUCCAUUGCAAUUGCCGCAAAAGUGUGUAAAAAUAAUACAAGUUAAAUGUGUUAACAGUUAUUCGUGGGAAAAAGCGUGCCGGUUUUUAUUCACCAAACGGUAAAAUCAACAAGCAAUCGCCUCUUGCUCACUCGCUCGCACUAGCACUUUAAUCCAAUUGAGGUUGGAGGGUCGCUGUCGCCCCACCAGACCACCUGUCUCGCUCGCACCGCCCUCGCAAUGCCGCUCCUGCAGCUAUCGCCUCUCCUCGCACUCCUGCUCCUGCUGUGCAGCAGUGUGAGCGAGACGGCCGCGGACUACGAGAACACCUGGAACUUCUACUACGAGCGUCCCUGUUGCACUGGAAACGAUCAGGGAAACAACAAUUACGGAAAGCGCGGAGCAGAUCAUGUGCGGGAGUUCAACUGCGGCAAGCUGUACUAUCGUACAUUCCAUAUGAACGAAGAUCGAGAUACGCUCUAUGUGGGAGCCAUGGAUCGCGUAUUCCGUGUGAGCCUGCAGAAUAUCUCCUCAUCCAAUUGUAAUCGGGAUGUGAUCAACUUGGAGCCAACGCGGGAUGAUGUGGUUAGCUGCGUCUCCAAAGGAAAAAGUCAGAUCUUCGACUGCAAGAACCAUGUGCGUGUCAUCCAGUCAAUGGACCAGGGGGAUAGGCUCUAUGUGUGCGGCACCAACGCCCACAAUCCCAAGGAUUAUGUUAUCUAUGCGAAUCUUACCCACCUGCCGCGCUCGGAAUAUGUGAUUGGCGUGGGUCUGGGCAUCGCCAAGUGUCCCUACGAUCCCCUCGACAACUCAACUGCGAUUUAUGUGGAGAAUGGCAAUCCGGGUGGUCUGCCCGGCCUGUACUCAGGCACGAAUGCGGAGUUCACCAAGGCGGAUACGGUUAUUUUCCGCACUGAUCUGUAUAAUACUUCGGCUAAACGUUUGGAAUAUAAAUUCAAGAGGACUCUGAAAUACGACUCCAAGUGGUUGGACAAACCAAACUUUGUCGGGUCCUUCGACAUCGGGGAGUACGUGUACUUCUUCUUCAGGGAAACCGCUGUGGAAUACAUCAACUGUGGCAAGGCCGUCUAUUCACGCAUCGCACGGGUGUGCAAGAAGGAUGUGGGCGGAAAGAACCUGCUGGCCCACAACUGGGCCACCUACCUGAAGGCCAGACUCAACUGCAGCAUCUCCGGCGAAUUUCCGUUCUAUUUCAACGAAAUCCAAUCGGUCUACCAACUGCCCUCCGAUAAGAGCCGAUUCUUCGCCACAUUCACGACGAGCACUAAUGGCCUGAUUGGAUCUGCCGUAUGCAGUUUCCACAUUAACGAGAUUCAGGCUGCCUUCAAUGGCAAAUUCAAGGAGCAAUCUUCAUCGAAUUCCGCAUGGCUGCCGGUGCUUAACUCCCGGGUGCCGGAACCACGGCCGGGUACAUGUGUCAACGAUACAUCAAACCUGCCCGAUACCGUACUGAAUUUCAUCAGAUCCCAUCCACUUAUGGACAAAGCCGUAAAUCACGAGCACAACAAUCCAGUCUAUUAUAAAAGGGAUUUGGUCUUCACCAAGCUCGUCGUUGACAAAAUCCGCAUUGACAUCCUCAAUCAGGAAUACAUUGUGUACUAUGUGGGCACCAAUCUGGGUCGCAUUUACAAAAUCGUGCAGUACUACCGCAACGGAGAGUCGCUGUCCAAGCUGCUGGAUAUCUUCGAGGUGGCUCCGAAUGAGGCCAUCCAAGUGAUGGAAAUCAGCCAGACACGUAAGAGCCUGUACAUUGGCACCGAUCAUCGCAUCAAGCAAAUCGACCUGGCCAUGUGCAAUCGCCGUUACGACAACUGCUUCCGCUGCGUCCGUGAUCCCUACUGCGGCUGGGAUAAGGAGGCCAAUACGUGCCGACCAUACGAGCUGGAUUUACUGCAGGAUGUGGCCAAUGAAACGAGUGACAUUUGCGAUUCGAGUGUGCUGAAAAAGAAGAUUGUGGUGACCUAUGGCCAGAGUGUUCAUCUGGGCUGUUUCGUCAAAAUUCCCGAAGUGCUGAAGAAUGAGCAGGUGACCUGGUACCAUCACUCCAAGGACAAGGGACGCUACGAAAUUCGUUAUUCGCCGACCAAAUACAUUGAGACCACUGAACGUGGCCUGGUUGUGGUUUCCGUGAACGAAGCCGAUGGUGGUCGGUACGAUUGCCAUUUGGGCGGCUCGCUUUUGUGCAGCUACAAUAUCACGGUGGAUGCCCACAGAUGCACUCCGCCGAACAAGAGUAAUGACUAUCAGAAAAUCUACUCGGACUGGUGCCACGAGUUCGAAAAGUACAAAACAGCAAUGAAGUCCUGGGAAAAGAAGCAAGCGCAAUGCUCGACACGGCAGAACUUCAGCAGCAAUCAGCAUCCGAAUGAGAUUUUCCGCAAGCCCAAUGUCUGAUAUCACGAACAGAGUAUCGCCCUCAAAAUGCCGUCAUCGUCCAAUCAGUUUUAGUUAAUCGAAAGCGAGGAGGAUAAUAACAGUGCGGAAUAGAAAACCCAACAGGGGAUUGGACGAGAAGAACUCAUUAUAAUCAUUAUUAUCAGCGACAUCAUCAUAGACAUACUUUCUUCAGCAAUGAACAGAAAACUCUUCCUAAAGGAUUAUGCAUUUACCGAGGCAUUUACAAUGCAUCCAUUGACUUAGACUUAGACAUUAGGGUAUUAUCGCAUGACACAGCUCCUCCCAUACAUACGGUGCAAUUUCACCCACUUAAAUCGAUUUGCAUUAAAUACAAUAACAAAAGCCACAACCCAUAGUUAGUUACGACAAUUGAACAAUGGAGAUACUUAAACAACUGCCGCAGAAUCGCACAUUCAUAUCGUUAUUUGAAUCUAGACUUUGAUCAGUUUCAGCAUAACAACGUAUAUAUGCAUAUAUCCAAACUUUGAACUUUCAAGGCUUACUUAUAAAUAUGGCAACCUAAAUGUAAUCGAAGAAGCAAUGUGAUGUUAAGUUUUGAUAAAUUUAUUAACAGCCUAACUACAUAAUCGCGAUGAACUCGGUUUAAAUGUACUAUAGCGACACAAUUAUAACGAUUGUACACAUGCAUGCACCCCAUACGGAUAUAUGAAUCAGCCCUAAAUCGAAUCUAAUUCUAAACUUACAGGAGCGAUCCUUAGAUAAACCUCAAUCACAAGCAAUACUCGCCUAACGUGCAUCUACAUAAAUAACUCGAAUCGGUCCAUAGCUUAUAUACUACACGAUAUCUAACAGUGUUCAGUUAUAUGUAAUAUGUAUGUAUGUGUACUUCAAAUGCCAGUUUAUAUUGUAAAACCCAUUCCCAUCUUGCCCACAAAACGAUUUCGAUGAAAAAAAAAGUAUUUCGAUUAUGAUUUUUAGUGACUUGCACUCUCUUCAGACUAAAUGUACUUAAGGUAAUUUGCAAAAAUCUUUAGUUCUUAAGCGUUUAGUUAUAAUAAAAUGAGACAAAAACCAUUUUAAUAAAAAAUAUCUGAAAUUUACAACAAA
This is a messenger RNA of Drosophila santomea, 3737 nucleotides long. It is a transcript of the gene Sema2a, whose product is annotated as semaphorin-2A. NCBI's taxonomy places the organism in Eukaryota, Metazoa, Arthropoda, Insecta, Diptera, Drosophilidae. Gene Ontology annotation, molecular function: semaphorin receptor binding; chemorepellent activity. The record is from RefSeq and is a predicted model, not a curated record. The transcript has 15 exons. The coding region runs from base 492 to 2666 and encodes 724 amino acids. Gene Ontology annotation, biological process: neural crest cell migration; semaphorin-plexin signaling pathway; negative chemotaxis.